Molecule: messenger RNA, 2516 nt
Organism: Carassius auratus (goldfish)
Lineage: Eukaryota; Metazoa; Chordata; Actinopteri; Cypriniformes; Cyprinidae
Gene: rnls
Product: renalase, FAD-dependent amine oxidase
Exons: 7
Coding region: 107-1141 (344 amino acids)
Cellular component (GO): extracellular region
Molecular function (GO): oxidoreductase activity, acting on NAD(P)H
Source: RefSeq, a predicted model, not a curated record
UUCGUAAUUCUUAAAGGGCCAGGGUACUAAAUCGAGUGUGAUCUUCAAACGAGCAAGAUCGCUUUGCUAUUUUCAUAAGUAGUUUUUUAUGUACCUUUUCUAAAAUAUGUCUCGAGUUCUAAUAGUUGGUGCUGGACUUACAGGCAGUUUAUGUGCCUGUCUGCUGCGGAGGAAGCUGCCUAACAAAGUAAAUAUUGUCGUGUGGGACAAAUCUCGGGGUGCAGGGGGGAGGAUGUCCACAAGCAGAAGUCCAAAUGAUCCUUCAUGCACAGUUGAUCUUGGUGCUCAAUAUAUAAGUGCUACACCGUACUACGCUCGUAUUCACAGCAGUUUUUAUGAAGAACUCUUAGCACAAGACAUUUUAAAACCUCUCGUUGCUCCUGUUGAAGGGAUGAUGUUAAAGGAAGAAGAAAUUGUGAACUAUGUGACACCCCAUGGAGUCUCCUCCAUCAUCAAACACUAUCUCAAAGAGUCAGCAGGAGCAGAGGUGCUCUACGAUCGACACGUCACUCACAUUCACCGGAAAAGCACUACCUGGGAAGUGUGUUGCAAAGGGGGAAUGCCAGAGCGGUUUGACAUUGUGGUUUUAACCAUGCCUGUACCGCAGAUACUUCAGCUGCAAGGAGAUGUGGAAUCAUUGAUAGGGGAGAAUCAGAGGAGGAUGCUGGAGGCUGUCAGCUACUCUUCUCGCUACGCACUUGGACUCUUCUACAAAGCCGACACACGAAUCGACGUCCCCUGGGCAGCCAAGUACGUCUCCAAUAAUCCCUGUGUUCGCUUCAUCGCCAUAGAUGAUAAAAAGCGCAAUUUAGCUUCGAAGACCUGCGGACCUUCUGUGGUGGUGCACACUAGUGUGCCCUUUGGCAUCCAGCACCUGGAGGAGGAGAAGGAUGCGGUACAGCCCAUCAUCCUGGAAGAACUGGAAAAGUUGAUGCCAGAUCUACCUCAGCCUGACAGCAUCAAGUGUCAGAAGUGGAGAUACUCCCAGGUGACAAGAUCGGUGGCUGAUUGCCCAGGGCAGAUGAUACUGCACUCCCAACCUCUGCUGGUGUGUGGAGGGGACGGCUUCACACACUCCAAUUUCGACGGCUGCAUCGAGUCUGCCCUGAAGGUCUUUGAGGUUCUGAAGUCUUCUCUCUGAAAGGGGGUUGGGAAAGUAUGCCUUUAUUUUGGGUUUUUGUUAUGGAGGAUGGCACAUUGAUUUAGAUUUAAGCCCCUCCCUGCAGGAAGAUGGAUGUACUGCACAAAGCACAGUAGAACUGUCUCGCCUGUGUCUGCAGACAUACAUUUUGCUACAAAAACCAAUUAUACCGUCUGUGCUGGAUGCUGAGGAUUAGAGGACAACAGAGCACUGUGCAAGUUUAGUUGUGACUGAGGCAGAUGCCUCAUACUGGCUUUGAUACAAUGUCUUGAACUACGGUUUUCUGAUGUGUAGAAAAUAAUAUGAAUGUGUUCCGGUACUGUCAGCCUUCUCCUGUCAUAGUCUCAAAUUAAUAAAGUAAUUAAAACAUGCUUAAAUGCGUCUCUCAUGUGGGUAGUUGACAUUCUGCGACAUGACAUGCUAUACUCCAAACUAUUAUGGUAUUGUGCUUUUAUCCUUAAAAUUCUAAAUGAUAAUCUAGUAAUUUUUUUCAUUAAUUAUUAUUAUUUUUAUUCAUUCAUUAUUUUAUUUUAAUUAUUUAUAAUAAUCACAAUAAAAAAUAACAAUUAUUUUAUACUGACAUUAAUACAUAAACUAUAUAAGAUUAAUAUUGUAGUUUAAUUAAAAGUUUGUCAAUUUGCAAGAUCAUGUAAAAUUAACCAGCAAAGACAAUUGUUAAUUAUUAAAAUUAGAAAGUAAUAAUAAACAAUUUCUCACCAACAGAGUUAAAGAUUUAAAUAAUUGUGAGAACUAAAGUAAUGAUUCUGAGGAAUUAGCUAAAUAUGACCCUAGUGUUAGCACCAAUAUCCUCGUGGUUAGUGUGUUGACACAUUGAACUGAGUUCAGUUCCCGUCUCGAGGUCCUUUGCUGAUCAUGUGCAGAGGUAGUGUUAAAUUUCUUCUGAAGUAUAUUUGAUUGUGUUAAAGUGGAACUAUUACGAGUAUACUUCAGGUACACUUUAAAUAUCUUGAAUUUGUAGACUCAAAGAUUAGUUCAAAGAUAAUACAAUCCUAAUAAAUAAUGACUUGAGAACACAUUUAGACUUAAUAUUAAGGAUUGUGCAUUGUGUACAAGUAGUGCUCCAAAUAUUAUUUCAGUAAGUCUUGAGCAAUAUGUCAGAAAAUGUUCAUUUAUUUGAACUAUGCUUAGUAUGAAGUAAUUGUUGCUUCUUCUUUUUUUACUAGCGGAGCAAUAAAAGACAAAGUUAUAUAUAAAAUUCUAAUUUUGAAAUAGAAAGUUGAAAUUUAUAGAUAAAUUUGCUGUUAUGUAAUAUUAUUUUUAUUUUAUUUUUACCAAGGCAGAAAUGGGUUUACAUGCUUUCAUGAAAAUUUUAACCUACAAUUUUAAUGUUUAUUAAAAUAUGUCAUGCAUCAAC